UUAUCACUCUUAUUUAGAGUGAUAAACCAUUUAUUUUUUAAUAAUAUCAGUGUAAAAAAUACGUUAUAUAAACUUAUAUUUGUUAUAAAAUCCCAAUCAACUAUGAAAGGACAAUCCAUUAUAAAAUAAAAUUAUUUUUUAUGAAGGAACGGAAGUUUUUUUUAACAUCUUCAUUCUACUCAGGGUGCAACACGGUACCAUAAUUAUACUAAGCCUUCGCGUGUGAAAUACCAAUAUGGGCGAUGGAAGAAACAAUAUAAGUUCGCGAAUGAAAAGAGUUAUUCACAGUGUUGGCGAAGAAGAUAAAUGUUUUGUAUUCAAAGAAGAACCUCCGGCCAAAACUCAACGAACAUUUUCGCCAGCUUUCGAUUAUAACUCGCUCCAAGAUGUUAGUGCCACCUACUCUUCGAGUUUAUAUGACCAUCACCAGCAUUUUGACGACGUUACUGAAAGCAAUUACAAGCGUAUACCAGCGAAUACGGUCUUGAAAAAAUUGCAAGCACUUGAAUUACGAGAUAAAGCUUUACGCGCUUCAGCAGCCGCCCAAUCCGUCACAGAAGUCUCAGUCAAUGUAGAUGAACUUAAACCCACAGUGGGUACAUGUCCAGACAUGUGUCCUGAAAAAGAACGGUUAUUGCGCAUCGUUGGUAAUAUGGUUUCAUCAUUCGAGUGUCGUAAAUUUAAUGAACCAGCACCUGAACUCAUGGUCAAAGCGUAUGCCCGCAGCUCCGCAGAUCAAGCCAAUCCGUUACCACAUGAGCUUCGGCCAACGUCGGUACUGGUCAAAACGAUGAAUUAUAUGCUACGUUACAUUAUCGAACCGACUGUUGAAGGAAAUGAUGAUGACAAUAACGGUGACGGUCGUGACCUUGCUGGUUGGUAUGAUUUUUGCUGGGACCGUUUAAGGGCUAUUCGUAAAGACAUUGUUCAGCAGAACUUAUAUAAUAGGCGAGUCGUCACAGUAUUAGAACAGAUCGGUCGGUUCCAUAUUGCAUGCUACGAUCUCAUGUUGGGCCAUCCAGGAUUUGACGUCAAACUCAAUACAGAAAAUUUAAAUAACUGCAUACAAAUGUUAAUGCCGGCUUAUAGAAAAACGGCAGGUAACUCGGCGUCGUUAGAAAAUAAUGAUUCGUACGACGAUGUGGAUGAUCAAAACGAGGGAGAACAAAUGGAACAAAAUACUGAUUUCCAUUCCAAUGAACCUGAAUUUGUUGCAUACGAAUUGCUUGUACAUUUAGGCAACCCACAGUUUUAUACUGCUUACGAUCUGCUGCCCGAUCAUGUUAAACGUACAGCACGCGUUCGAUUUUGCGUCCGUGCUCAUCUUGCCUAUCUACAGACCGCCGACUGUCGGCAAUUUUUUCAUUUGCUUCAGAGCACCAAUUUUAUGAACUGUUGCAUUUUAGAAAGAAUCAUACCAGCAAUCCGUUACAACACGCUUCGCACCAUUAAUACAGCAUACACAACAACUAAGCGAACAUGUCGAUUGGAUGUGGAGCAUGUGAUGUCUCGGCUGUGUUUCGACAACGCAGACGAAGCCUUUGAUUUUUGUCGAGCUGUUGGUUUAAGAUGUGUUGAUAGUGAUGGUGGAGACACUUCAUAUAUUGAACUAUCGCGACAAGCAAACUUGUGUGCUCCUGAAGCGGUAUAUUCGACUACAACAUCCAUGACGGGUAAACGACAAGAAUCCGUUAUAGUUCAAAAGAGACGAGACUUGACACGACUAAUUGCAGGUCAAGACCUUUUACCGGAUCCUAUUAUUACAGCUGUGCACUCUAGUUUUAACGAGAUUGAUUGUUUAAUCUCCAUUGACAGCGAUGGUCAUUACGGUGAUAACGAAGAUGACCAACAAGACUGUCAUGAUUUAAAAAAAGUUAUUGUUGACCAAGAAGAUGGUGAUUACGUAGAUGAUGAUGGUUGCGAUGUUAGUGAUCGAUUCAUGGAUGAUGACGAAGUUUAUGAACAUGAAAUGAUGAAUGACGACGAUAAUGAAUUCCCUUACGAUAUAAACCAGGAAAAUGAUGUUCGUGAAAACAACUUUGAAACUAUGUCACAAGACGUUAACAAUGAUAGAGUGUGCUCCAAAAUCCUAGAAAACGAAACACCAACAUUUACGUUUAAAUUGCCCGCUUUUAAACAUGUCGUAACGCCAUUGCCACAACUAGAAACUCCUACUAGUGGACAGAAAUUAUUUGUUAACUCAUCAGAUUCCGAGACUCGAUCAAAACGGACAAGAACACCUUCAGUUGGACGUGUUAGUAAAAAUUACGAUUUGUUUCCUCAAGAUACAUCGUUUUCAAUUUUAUCUUCAAAUACUACCGAUGUUCUUUUGCAAACUGAUCUGUGCAGUAAUAGUUCUAAAGAAAUAAGUCAACGUCAAGACGUGUCCCUAUCAAAGUCAAUGCAACAGUUACAAAAUAAUUCUGCUGAAAUUACACUAAAUCUAUCUGAUGAAAAAAAUAUAAAUGACCAAUCUAAGACAAAAAACCAAAUACAAAUCUAUUUAGCAAACAAAUACUUUUUUAGAUGGAGACGUCGAGUGGUAAUGGCGACUAAGACAGUGAGUAAAAAUACGCUAAACCUUGUUGGUGUAGACUCCGAUAGGAAUAUUAACGUUCGGUCAAUAGCUAAGUCCGUUACCUUAGUAGAAAGUGUUCCAGAACUACCCAAGCGAUGGACUAUAAGACAAAGGCGACUUGCACAAAACUAUUUCUAUCAGUGGCUGCGCAAGACUUUGCGAAAGCAAAGAAAAUUAGCUGCGGAGCCAUUCGAAAUUGAGCCAGUAAUCGGCUUGCCGUGGUCAGUGUUUAUGCGGGUCCAUGGAACGCCGAAAGAAGUAAUACAGCGCAGCCUGGCUGCAGCGCAGAUUAGAGCGAGUACGCAAGAGACCCAACAACAAUCGAAAAAACAAAUAGCAUCUUCAGGAACGUCUAACGAUAUCAGCGUCGGUAUAGCUGACAUGUUCGUCAAAAAUAUUUUCUCUUCUGUUCAGCAAAACCACGAAUCGAUAAAUGAUGUAAAAUUAAGUAACAAAAAAAUAUUUUGGAAAGUAGCUGUCAACUAUGGAGAAGAAAUAACUGAUGGGGGCCGUCAUCCAAUUCUAGAUAAAGUUCAUGCCGUUUUGUAUGGUAUAGCUGGAUUAUCAAAUUGUCAGCCACAAGCCAUUUACAUGUCAGACCAUUGCCGGUGGUUUAUCAAAUCGGUCCACAGUGCUGUUGGACUUCAAAACUGGACAGGGUCCGGUUUGUCGGCGGCCAUUAUUUUUACUGCUGUCGAUAAAGAGCCUACUGAAAACUUUUUUAAACGUCUUUACUCUAUAUUACAAUCAACAGCCGAACCUAUACCUGUGGCAAUAAUAUUCUCAUCGAGUUCUUAUAGUGAUUGUGCUAAAGAUGGAGAGACAUCUAAGACUACAAAUUCUGCUUCAACAACACAUUUCGUCACUGAUUAUGCAUCAAUUUUAGAUGCUUUUGUUGAAAAUGAAUAUGUCACGCGAUACUGUCUUUAUCGAUGGCAAGGACCCCAAACAAUUCUUCAGGCGCUUGAUUUUUUUUCACUCAAUUACGUGGAUGCUGCUCCAGGACUCAAAGCUGAAAAAUUAUACUAUAACCUCAUGCGAUUUGCUGAGGCUUUUUACUCAAUGGAACGACAACGCAUUAUUAUGAAUACUAUGACAACUGAAUCCACUUCAUCUGAUUACGAUAGACCUUUCAAUCCUAACAACACUGUUGAAAAGUUCAACAAAUUAAUUUCAGUGUAUGCUAAACGUUUAUGUUCUGAUGGUAAUAAAACUCUUAGAUAUCUCGCGCCCGAAUUCAUACCAUAUUAUACAUCCACUGAUCCGAAUAAAUUUUGUCACAAAUAUUCAAACUUAAAUGCUAAUUUUUUUGAGCGCUCCUUAAAUAGCGCUCGAUUGCCACCAUGUGAUCCAUGGCCCCCAAGAGACUUAGAUACAUUAAUUGAAUAUGUGAAACUGGCAUGUCGGUUGACUGAUCGACGUUGUUGGUGUUUGGAUAUGUUGCAGACUCUAGGACUUGAUCGCCGGGAAUGUACAACAGGAAGUUACUUGUUGCCAUACGCUGAGCAGUGGUUGCCUGUGAUAGAAACGUGGAUUCAAGGAGCACUGGAAAAGUGUUGCGCUGCGUAUGAUUUUAUAGUUUUGUACGAUGGUGAUCCAAUUGCAGACGUGUUACAGAUGCAAAUUCUUUAAUUCUGUCUCUGACUAAUUUUUAACAGAUUAAUUUAAAUUUAUAGAUAUCCAACUUGUAGCUUUGAUUUUAUACCACCUAUUUGUACUACGCAAAGUUAUCCAAUUGUUUUUUUUUUUUGUUUUUAAUUGUCUUUCAUUUUUUAAUAUUGUAUCCACAUAACCUAUGGCAAUAAAUUCGAUUGUUUGUAAAUAAUUUGGAAUAAAACUUGAGAGUAACCAAUAAAUUUUAUAGCA
Molecule: messenger RNA, 4444 nt
Organism: Daktulosphaira vitifoliae (grape phylloxera)
Lineage: Eukaryota; Metazoa; Arthropoda; Insecta; Hemiptera; Phylloxeridae
Exons: 2
Coding region: 236-4210 (1324 amino acids)
Biological process (GO): mRNA export from nucleus
Cellular component (GO): transcription export complex 2; nucleus; cytoplasm
Source: RefSeq, a predicted model, not a curated record